Morone saxatilis (striped sea-bass) is the source of this 1204-nucleotide messenger RNA. It is a transcript of the gene tmem70, whose product is annotated as transmembrane protein 70. Gene Ontology annotation, cellular component: mitochondrial membrane. The transcript is spliced from 3 exons. The record is from RefSeq and is a predicted model, not a curated record. Gene Ontology annotation, biological process: mitochondrial proton-transporting ATP synthase complex assembly. Bases 84 to 818 code for a protein of 244 amino acids. NCBI's taxonomy places the organism in Eukaryota, Metazoa, Chordata, Actinopteri, Moronidae.
UAAAACUCAAAUAAGGAGAGGAAGAAGCGGAAGUACUACAAGCGUGUGUGAAUGAAUCAGCGACGGUCGCUAAGAAAAUAACAAUGUUUUAUACAAAUGUCCUGCGUAGAUUACGACCCUGUAUUGUUUCUCAGACAUUCAGUAAUAUUGACGUGACGGCCGUGCGACAUGGUGGGCCGUUUACCGUGUGUUGUUUCAGAGCGGUUAGCCAACAGCAGCUAACGGUAAAUGCUGUCAGAAGGUCGUCCCUCAAGCUACCGUCAAACAGCAAGGUGCAGUCUCACUGUCUGUCCGCCCGUUGUCUCUUAACGGAAGCCAGCUCUGAGGUUGGGAACCUCAUUUACACCGGCAGCUUGGGCAGAGCUGUUCGAGGGGUAAAGCUGUUCUCCUACAGCACCAGUGGGGCGAGCCUCUUCCUCAUGCCCCAGAUCCUCCUGAAGACUGGACUAGGUGUCGAGAGCUUGGCCCUGCAGGUCGCUUUCUGCGGAGUCAUCGGCUUCUUCACCAUUGUCACCCCUGUCCUCCUCCACCUCUUCACCAGAGGCUAUGUGAUCCGCCUGUACCACAACCCUGACACAGACACCUACACUGCAAUCACAUACAGCGUCUUCCUCACUGAAAAAAAGAGCGUGUUCCAUCAGAGGCAGGUCAAGAUCCCAGCUGUUAGCAAGAUGUUCACCACCUUUACCGCAGACCGUAUGGGGCUGCUAGUAAACCCGGAUCUGUUCCCCUUCCCGCACGACUACAACCACCUGAUGGGCUAUGAUAAGCCCUUCACGUUCGACACAGACAACAUGAACAGACCUGAUGAGAGCUGAAAGACUCAUUGCAAACUGUGUGAUUACUGUUGGUACGUACUCUACCAGGGUGGAACAUCCAUGGAGGACUUAUAUAAUAUAUACAAUAUUAUAUAUCAUGUUAAAAAAUUGUAACUUCAUUAAAAAAAAUUUGUCACUUUCAGGAUGUAAACCAUAUUCUGUUUAGCUGUAAGUAUUGUCAUCAGUUUUCAAACAUGAGGUAAUUUCAUAUUGUUGCCUUAGUGUCUAAUCUGAAUACUUUUGGAUUGCAUCAAAAUCAAGCAUUGAAAACAUUGCACCUUGCCACAAAAUUCCACAAAUAUUCAAUUGCAAAUAAAAUGCAUUUCACAUACUCAGCAUUUAUAGUUGGUCAAAUAAAAUAACAGUGAAUGUCUUAUGUGAUUAUU